UUCGGUGAAAAUGGCGAAUCUGCGGGUGCAACAUAUAUAACACGGAGGGUGGAAUAAUAAAUCAAGCUAAAUCGGGCCACUUCUCAGUCAACAUCAGUUUGUUUGUACCUCUGCCUCUAAUCUCAGACGCAGUCGCGUCAACAUCUUACGUCAUCGAGGUCAUGUGACAAUGCCUUCAGUACGAUAUUUGGGAGUUUACUUGGCUAACGGUUCAACCUUCAUUGCAUUGGUUUAUAUUCCAGACAGUCAUUUCAAAAACAAAGCAAACCCCACGUUUUUGUGUCGAUUAGCUGACUUUUUUCCACCGAACUCGUGGAACGUCGCUUUCAGGGGAAAUUAGCUAGUUAGCACUGUUAUCUUCUCGGUAAUAUGGGUUGCCUAACGUUAGCUAGCUAACUAAAUUAACAACAACAGGGUCCUGGGCUGUUUGACUAAUCUCAUGCCGUAGAUACAGCUUGUUUCUUCAAGCUUGAUUCGUCCUCUAUUCAUCACAGUUGCGAGAAUUACAAAUAUAGAAGAGAACACAUAAACUGGCCAACGCUAUAUUUAGAACACUGACAAGUAUGACUGAGUCCAGCGGAAUGAUUGAGGUCACGGUGAAGACUCUGGACUCACAGAGCAGGACUUACAAAGUCAGAGGCCAGUUGACAGUGAAGCAGUUCAAGGAGCACAUAGCGUCCUCAGUGGAGAUCCCGGUUGACAAGCAGAGACUUAUUUACCAGGGCAGAGUGCUACAGGAUGACAGAACGCUGACUGAAUACAAUGUAGAUGGUAAGGUCAUCCAUCUGGUGGAGCGUGCCCCACCUCAGCCCACUGUAUUCUCAUUUGGGGAUGCAGGUGUUUCUACUAAUGGGGCAGAGGGUGGAAGCAACAGUAGCAGCAGCCAUGGCUCCUCCCAGGGUGCCCCACAUGACCGCAAUGGCAACAGCUAUGUGAUGUUGGGGACCUUCAACCUACCUGUCAACAUGAUGGACUCACAGCAGAUACAGAUGUCAGUUCAGCAGAUGGUGGCUGGAGUUGGUGAAACCAGGGUCAGCACUGGUUCGGGGAGCAAUGGCUCAAUGGAUACGCAAAUCAACUUGGAUCGGUCAGUUCAGAGUGAACCCAGGGUGAGGCUGCAGCUUGCUGAGAACCUGCUUAGAGACGCUCACUCUCUAAUCCACAGUUUGGAGGGAGUGCCCAGUGACAGCAGCUCCCAUUCAGAGGCAGGGAUACUUCAGUCUUCUUUGUCCCCAACACCGGUGUCCUCAUCUCUAAGAAGGGCUGAAGCACCACAAGCAGUACUUGCCAGCUCGCCCCCAGCAGCAUUAGCUUCCACCCAAACUGAGAGACCAGCUAUCACUGGGCCCAACCACCCUAGUCCCGCUGAGUUUGUGGAGGUUCUCUCUGAGGUCAGGAGGGUGGAGGAGCGAUUACGUCCCUUCAUAGAGAGAACCCACUCAAUCCUCGGAGCUGCCACCUCAGCAGACUACAACAACAAUACCCAGGAAAGAGAGGAAGAUCAGCGCAUUCUUAACCUGGUUGGAGAUGCUCUUCGUCUCUUAGGGAACACGCUGGUUGUCCUUGGUGACCUACGCUGUAACCUGGCAACCUCUCCUCCACGUCACCUGUAUGGGGUUCGCCCCUUGGCUCACUACAACCACUCACUUCUGCUUCAGGCUGGUCUGCCAGUAGGUUCACCCUACACUGAUAUUUGGCUACUGUGAAGAACUAUUGUGUUAGGAUAUAGUGCAAUAACCGUAACUGUUAGGUUGAAAUUGUUAAAUGUUGCCAUUAUUGUACUGAAAUUUGUAAGCCUUGGUUUAAGCUGUAGGAUCAAAGACAUUCUUCUGUUUCUGUUCCCCUCCCCGGCCUGUUGAAUGGUGAGGGGCAAUAGUGUAACUGUAGGCACAUCCUAUGUGAGGGUUCUGUUUUACUUCCUGCCCUUUAUAUGCUCAGCUGUGCUGUAUAUGGUAAACUGUUAGAGGAAGCUAAGCCUCCUCUAACAGGGUGAGGGGAGAUGACCCUUUGUCAGCAGGAAUUCACACAGACACACCCCCAUCCACACACACUCACUCACGUGCACCCACCCACACACACACACACACACACACACACAUGCUCGCACAUGCCUACACACACACACAGUGUUUUAACCUUUUGUGACCAUAGGGGGGGUUUACAAUGGGUGUUUGUGUGACCACUGAGUUAAUAAAAGAGCUGCGAGAGGAGGCCGGAGUUUGGAGUUGUCUGGGAUCAGGUGAGGAGCUUGCAGCUCCAAGACCCUGGUCCGAUCGGCUCCCCUUGCAAGUUAAAAUGGA
This is a messenger RNA of Oreochromis niloticus (Nile tilapia), 2300 nucleotides long. RefSeq names its product large proline-rich protein BAG6. Gene Ontology annotation, molecular function: misfolded protein binding; polyubiquitin modification-dependent protein binding. The transcript is spliced from 8 exons. Gene Ontology annotation, biological process: ERAD pathway. Bases 564 to 1706 code for a protein of 380 amino acids. Gene Ontology annotation, cellular component: BAT3 complex. NCBI's taxonomy places the organism in Eukaryota, Metazoa, Chordata, Actinopteri, Cichliformes, Cichlidae. The record is from RefSeq and is a predicted model, not a curated record.